UAGAAGACGAAACAAAGCCCUAGCCGAUGUUGGUGUCGCCGCCGCUGCGGACUUCGCUGGCUCCUCUCUGUUGGUGCCCGAGGCCGCCACCUCUUCUCUUCCGCUAUCGCAGGGUAUGCUACAUUCGUCCGCUCUUUUUCCACAAAAUAGUCAUUGCAUGAUGUGGAGUUCCUUAUCUGGCUUUAGUAGUACAUCGUGGAGAGGAUUUUCACGUGGUAGCUCUAAAGUUUGUAAGCUGGAUUUUGUCUUGACGGGAUUUCAUUUUCAUUGCUUUUCUACUCACCGCUCGCGGACUCGUCCGUUGCCAAUGGAAGAUUCCCAGCCAUCAAUGGUGGAAGAAAGUAAUGCAUUUUAUGUUGUUCGGAAAGGGGACAUUGUUGGUAUCUACAAAAGUUUAAGUGAUUGUCAAGCUCAAGUUAGCGUGUCGGUGUGCGGUCCUCCUGUCAGUGUAUACAAAGGUUAUGGUUUACGUAAAGAAACAGAGGAGUAUCUUGCUUCCCGUGGACUAAAAAAUCCUUUAUACAGUGUCAACGCAUCAGACGUGAAAGAGGAUUUGUUUGGAACCCUGUUGCCUUGUCCUUUUCAGCAACCAGAUGGACUUGCUGAUAUAUUGCCUAAAAAGGUGUCUUCACUGAAAAGAACAAAGGAUAUGCAAGCAGAUGGACUUGCUGAUAUAUUGCCUAAAAAGGUGUCUUCACCGAAAAGAACAAAGGAUAUGCAACCAGAUGGACUUGCUGAUAUAUUGCCUAAAAAGGUGUCUUCACCGAAAAGAACAAAGGAUAUGCAACCAGAUGGACUUGCUGAUAUAUUGCCUAAAAAGGUGUCUUCACCGAAAAGAACAAAGGAUGUGCAACCAGGUGGACUUGCUGAUAUAUCGCCUAAAAAGGUGUCUUCACCGAAAAGAACAAAGGAUAUGCAACCAGAUGGACUUGCUGAUAUAUCGCCUAAAAAGGUGUCUUCACCAAAAAGAACAAAGGAUAUGGAAACAGCUGGAUCUGGUUCCGUGUCAACUGCACAGUCAAAUAAACAUCUCAAACAAAAGUCUUCAUUGGAGGCAAAAACAAUAUCUCAUUCUGAUGUGUCUUGUAUUAUUGAAUUUGAUGGUGCUUCAAAAGGAAAUCCUGGAAAAGCUGGUGCUGGAGUAAUUCUUCGCAAUUUGGAUGGAAGUGUGAUCUCCCGACUUCGAGAAGGCUUGGGUGUUGUGACCAAUAAUGUUGCUGAAUACCAAGCGUUGCUUUUAGGAAUGAAGUUUGCCCUAAAGAAAGGAUAUAAGAAAAUUAAAGCGCAGGGAGACUCCAAAAUAGUUUGUAUGCAGGUAGAAGACCUCUGGAAAACCAAGAAUGCAACUAUGGCUGCCUUGUGUCAAGAGGCUAAGGCACUCAAGGAGUCAUUUUUGUCAUUCCAUGUCAACCAUGUUAAAAGGAGUCCUGCAUUGGUGGGAGCUUUAUUCACUGGACUCCUGUUUUCAUGGUUCAUUUUGGAAGGCUGGAGUUCAAUUCUGAUGCUGAUGCACAAGCAAAUUUAGCUGUAGACCUCCCGACUGGAGAAGUUACCGAGGAGCUUGACUAAGUUUAACGGAUUCAAAUUAGAGAACACAGUUCGAUGUGAUUCAGUAUCACAUGUUUGGUUCUGCUUAUGGUAAAAACUGACCAAUGCCUAACUUGAAGACAAAGGAAGACUGCAUUCGUGCAUCUGCUGAAGUUUGUCCACUUUCUAUCAAUUUCUCGUCUAAUGAUGUUAUGUGUAAACCUUAUACCAUGAAGCAGGAGGGACGACUUGAUUACGAUGCAGACCCUACUUUAAAGAUAUUCUAAGCAUGUAUUCGACUGUGUUGGCUUGUGUUUGAGCUUUUAAUUCCCAACCGCUGUUCAAUUGCUCCA
Messenger RNA from Musa acuminata AAA Group (dessert banana), 1880 nucleotides. RefSeq lists its product as uncharacterized. The record is from RefSeq and is a predicted model, not a curated record. Bases 116 to 1525 code for a protein of 469 amino acids. Gene Ontology annotation, molecular function: nucleic acid binding; RNA-DNA hybrid ribonuclease activity. NCBI's taxonomy places the organism in Eukaryota, Viridiplantae, Streptophyta, Magnoliopsida, Zingiberales, Musaceae. The transcript has 16 exons.